This is a messenger RNA of Phyllostomus discolor (pale spear-nosed bat), 4890 nucleotides long. RefSeq names its product calcium/calmodulin dependent protein kinase kinase 2 (gene CAMKK2). Lineage: Eukaryota; Metazoa; Chordata; Mammalia; Chiroptera; Phyllostomidae. The coding region runs from base 209 to 1954 and encodes 581 amino acids. Gene Ontology annotation, biological process: protein phosphorylation; activation of protein kinase activity; CAMKK-AMPK signaling cascade. The record is from RefSeq and is a predicted model, not a curated record. The transcript is spliced from 17 exons. Gene Ontology annotation, molecular function: protein kinase activity; ATP binding.
CGCAGCCCGCGGCGGCGUCGCGCCCGAGCCCGGACCCGGGCGGCACCUCCGGCCCCCGCCCCCCGCCGCCCGCCCGGGCCGAGCCGAGCGGAGCGGAGCCGAGCCGGGGGCACACAGCGCGGGAGGCGGCGGCGUGGAGCCCAGGUGGCACCGCGGUGGAUGGGAGUGCCCCGGCGAGGCCGCGUCACAUGAGGUCCGCGCACGCACCAUGUCAUCAUGCGUCUCUAGCCAGCCCAGCAGCGACCGGGCCGCCCCCCAGAAUGACCUGUGCGGCGUGGGCGGCAGCAGCAGCAGCAGCAGCCAAGGCCAGAAGCCCUGCGAGGCGCUGCGGGGCCUCUCGUCCCUGAGCAUCCGCCUGGGCAUGGAGUCCUUCAUCGUGGUCACUGAGUGUGAGCCGGGCUGUGCCACAGAUCAGGGCCUGGACCGGGACGUGCACCUGGACGCCGAUGGCGGAGAAGUCCCCCUUGACGCAGGGUCCCAGGACCGGCCCCACCUCUCCAGUUGCAAGCUGUCGCUGCAGGAGCGGUCCCAGCUGGACGUGAAUGGCCGCUGCGUCCAGCCAGCCCAGCCCUCGUCACCGGUGGGCUCCCCACAGUCCUCGCCGCGGUUGCCCCGGCGGCCCACGGUGGAGUCACACCACGUCUCCAUCACUGGUAUGCAGGACUGUGUGCAGCUGAACCAGUACACCCUGAAGGAUGAAAUUGGAAAGGGCUCCUACGGUGUGGUCAAGUUGGCCUACAACGAAAACGACAAUACCUACUAUGCGAUGAAGGUGCUGUCCAAAAAGAAGCUGAUCCGACAGGCGGGCUUUCCACGUCGCCCCCCGCCGCGAGGCACCCGGCCAGCCCCGGGCGGCUGCAUCCAGCCCCGGGGCCCCAUCGAGCAGGUGUACCAGGAGAUCGCCAUCCUCAAGAAGCUGGACCACCCCAACGUGGUGAAGCUGGUGGAGGUCCUGGACGACCCCAACGAGGACCAUCUGUACAUGGUGUUCGAACUGGUCAACCAAGGGCCGGUGAUGGAGGUGCCCACCCUCAAACCGCUCUCCGAGGACCAGGCCCGUUUCUACUUCCAGGAUCUGAUCAAAGGCAUCGAGUACUUGCACUACCAGAAGAUCAUCCACCGGGACAUCAAACCUUCCAACCUCCUGGUGGGAGAAGACGGGCACAUCAAGAUCGCCGACUUCGGCGUGAGCAAUGAGUUCAAGGGCAGCGACGCGCUCCUCUCCAACACCGUGGGCACGCCCGCCUUCAUGGCGCCCGAGUCGCUCUCCGAGACCCGGAAGAUCUUUUCCGGGAAGGCCUUGGAUGUGUGGGCCAUGGGUGUGACGCUGUACUGCUUCGUGUUCGGCCAGUGCCCGUUCAUGGACGAGAGGAUCAUGUGUUUGCACAGCAAGAUCAAGAGCCAGGCCCUGGAGUUUCCCGAGCAGCCCGACAUAGCUGAGGACCUGAAGGACCUGAUCACCCGCAUGCUGGACAAGAACCCCGAGUCGAGGAUCGUGGUGCCGGAGAUCAAGCUGCACCCCUGGGUCACGAGGCACGGGGCGGAGCCGCUGCCGUCGGAGGACGAGAACUGCACGCUGGUCGAGGUGACCGAAGAGGAGGUCGAGAAUUCGGUCAAACACAUUCCCAGCCUGGCGACCGUGAUCCUGGUGAAGACCAUGAUACGGAAGCGCUCCUUUGGGAACCCCUUCGAGGGCAGCCGGCGGGAGGAGCGCUCGCUGUCCGCGCCUGGGAACCUGCUCAGCAAAAAACCAACCAGGCAGUGGGAGCCCCUGUCUGAGCCCAAGGAAGCACGGCAGCGAAGACGGCCUCCGCGGGCCCGCCCCGCCCCCGCCGGGGGAGGAGGAAGUGCUCUUGUGAAAGGCGGCCCCCCGCAGGGGGAGAGUUGGGGGGCCCCUGGCCCCGGCCAGCAGGCACGCAUGCACCCUCCGUGGCCCGACGACGCGAUGGAGUAGCUGCCGACCGCCGUGACCUCGCAUGCUCAGCGUCUCACCGCCCGGGCUGCGCUCCCCGCGUUUCCAUAGCAGCAUGUCUUACCGGAAGCACGUGUGUAGAGCCUUGCCCGUCAUCUCUGGUUGUUGUUUUUUUUUUUUUUUUAAUCCUUUGUUGUUUUAAAGGGGACAAAAAAAAGAGAGAGAGAGAAAAGAAAAAGAACUCCAUGACAUCGACCUUGGCCGCUGGCUGGCUGAACUGGCGUGAGGAGUUGCAGACCCAGACCCACAUACACUCUGGGACAGUCGCUUUUUUAAAACAUUUUUAUGCCAAAAAAAUCCUUCGCUGUGAUCUUGGAACCAUGGCCGCUGUCCCAAGCGAAUGUGUGUGGGGUUUGAAAAUCAUGAAAAACGGGCAGAGAACUCCCACAGCGGGGUCCGAGACCCCAGAGGGGGUCCGCCGCCGUGUCUAAAGGGUGAGGAGUGGGUGUGGCCUCUUGUGCAAACCCCACACCUGACACGGCGCCACCCUCCAGGACCGCGGACUCACGAGUGGAGGCGGGGCUCGCCCUCGGUGGUAGCUGCAGGGAGCUUCGAGGCAACGUGUUUGUAAGAAGGACUGGAGCGUCGUUUUUAUGCCUGGAGUUGUCAGAGAAACAGAAAGGGCUUGGUGUUUAAGUUGCUUUGCAAAGGUCGUGGUGGGAGAAGUUGCGCUUCAAGGACGCGAGUGUGUGUCUUUAUGCCAGACACUUAAAGCGGAGUUCUCAAGGAGUUGACGGAGCUCUCUUAGUAAAUCUCUUGUGAAAUAACAACAACAACAAAAAACACAUCAGGGUGAAAUCCUGUACUUCCAUGUAUAUUACAUGGCUUGAGAGUGAACAAAGAAGCAAAAAGGUUCAAUUCUCCAACCAGUCUGAACUCCAGAGGAGUUCAGAAAUCGUUUCGAGCUUCCAGGAUCUAGCCCACCGCUCCAGGCAGGCGUUAGAGCCCUGAAACUCACGCUUGUGUCUUAGCAGCUCAGCUUGUUCAUCACCUGUGUCUUCUAGAGACCGCUACCGUUUUGUUCUCUCCCGAAACACUAGCUGAGUGUUGUUGUUAGUGAAACAGUCACCCGGUUGCUGGAGGGCCAGCUGGGAGAUAUGUUCAUUUCACAGAGACGCAGACGGUCAUCUGUGCCAGCAAAGCUCUGUUAGGGUCCACCAGAGAACUUCUGGGACCCUUUUAGAGGGGAGGCUGUUGCAACCUGGAGCGGUCCUCAGGGCCCUAGGGGACCAGGGCCUGGCGCAGGGCGUUCCCUUGUGUAGCCAAAAGUCCAGAAAGAAAAGGUUUACCUUUCUGACUUCCAUCUGCUGUUGGGAAGUCUGGCUGCAGUUCAGGUGCGCCUUCUUCCAGACCCACGUGUGGGUGCGUCUGAAGUGCGGGGGGGUGGGAAAACUGGGAGGACUUUGGCCUGGGGAGACAGUACUGGGGUUCGGAAAGGCCUGCUUUCCUGUGAUUUGUGUCCGAUCAGCCAUGGUACGAGGACGUUUUGCAGAGAUGGAGAAGCAAGGACCUGUGCCCCCUGCCCAGGGCGUCCUUGGCUUCCACAGAUCUCGACUGUGAACUCUCGAACUGUCGCUCAGCCAGAGUCUCCUUGCCGUGUUUUAGCCGUGCAGAAUUAGGGGCUGCUGGUUUGCAAGAGCAAAGAAUGCCCGUCUGAUGGAGGAGGAUAUUCUCGCCUGCUUUUUUUCUCUUUCUGUAGCCUAGAACUUCCUCUUGCCCUCCUACGCUUGUUGGCAUGUAUGGGCCCCACCCCUUCUGGGAGCAGAGGGGCCCUGGUUCAUUAGCAGUGAGCACCGCACGGCGGUUCGAGUCAGCUGGUCCUGGUCUCUGUCCAGGCCUGUCUGUGUGGAGUCCGGGGAGGGCGGGCCACACGCCGCGCUUCUGCAGAACCCCUGUGUUUACGGAGCCGCGUGGGGCAGUGCCCUCUGUCCCCCGCAACACCCUCCGGGGAAGGUUUCACGUGUGGCAUGCCGGCCACUGGGCAGCACCCAGCUGCUGAGGCAGGUGGGUUGGGGGAGGCCCAAGUUCAUUUUUUUUUUUUACAAAGGAACACCAAAGAAAGCUGUGGAAAGGAACUGCCACCCCCAAAAAGUCUAAGCAGAGAGGGCUGUUCCAUAAAGUGUACCACCACCCUCUCAGACCCCAUGCGUCAGUUUUCCAAAAACCGGCUCCAUCAGGAGGGUGGGGGGGCAGCUGCCAGGAGCAGCUCUGUCGGGGGGGCCAGGAGGAUGCCCGUCCGCUUCUCCCACUGCUGGCGCACCUGCGGGGCCCGUCUGGUGGAAGCGCCCCAUGGCCUGCACCCGCGGCCUUGAAGGAAGCACAAGUCUCUCUCCCCAUCUUUUCCUCUGACCUGUGCCACAUCCCCCCCAGUCUGCUGGCUCAUGGGCGGCUCCCGUGAAGCCUUCCCCGGCCCCUUGUGGGUGCCGGGGGCUGGGGAGGCCGUUUCCCCCGUGGUCCAGCCUUUCCCAUGAGCAGGGGCUCCUGCCCUCACAGCCUUUCUGGAGCAAGGGGGCGCGUCCCUGCGCACUCAGACACGCAGGCUGGCCCCACGUGUUGCUCUCAGCCAUCUUCCAAAGGGGAGCCUCACGUCGCCGGUGGGGAGAACCAUGACCUCCACUUGCUUCUAAGGUGCUAGGGAAGGUUUCGAGGUGGCCGAUCCCCAUCUUCUCCAGCUUUCUGGGCCGAGUCCCGUGGGACUGCUGACUCUUCCAACCUGUGACCGACGCCCCGCCCGAUGCUUCUGUCUCGCCCCCGGUCCUUUCUAUGCAUUGCCCUCUGAUCAGGUGUACAAGUUAAAUACUGUGUAUUUAUCCCUUACAGAGACGUGAACUGCAGAGAAAAGUAAGCCUUUGGUGUUUUUCCACAGAUGUUUUGAGCUGCUCUGUAAACUUGAAAUAAACAGACGGCCAAAUGGUGCA